This is a messenger RNA of Staurois parvus, 802 nucleotides long. Lineage: Eukaryota; Metazoa; Chordata; Amphibia; Anura; Ranidae. The record is from the annotation of a GenBank genome assembly.
AUGAAGCUCAAUGAGAGGAACUUGGUCUAUUAUGCCACCUGCAAGUCACCAGUGGACAAAUGUGGGUUUUUGUAUAAAAAGGGUGAGCGCAAUGCCUCCCUAUCAUAGACGUUGGUUUGUGCUGAAGGGUAACAUGCUCUUUUACUAUGACACUGAAGAGCGUAAAGAACCCCUUGGAGUGAUUAUACUUGAGGGAUGCAGAGUGGAGCUCUGUGAGUCUACGGAAGAAUUUGCUUUUGCAAUCAAGUUUGGCUGUGCCAAAUCGCGUGCCUAUAUUCUGGCUGCUGACAGCCACAGCACAAUGGAAUCCUGGGUAAAGGCUCUUUCCAGGGCGAACUUUGAAUACAUCAGACUUGUAGUUAAGGAACUCCAGGAGCAGCUUGCGGAAAUGAAGAAAAGUCAUAGGUCUCCUAGUGGGACUCAGGACACGAUGGAAAUAAAUCCCAGUUUCCACAGUGACUGUCCUACUGUCCCUGAUAUUCAAGAUAGGCCUGUUCUUAAGGACAAUAGUAGUGUGCCAUGGAAUAGCACCCCAGAUAAUGUGUCCAAUGGUGUCAUUCAUACAAAUGGACCAAAAUAUAAAUAUACAAAAGGACACUUAGGAGACGACCUAGGGGAGAAUGGGCAGCUCUACUCCAUGGCAUCAGAGAAGAGUCUGCAGACCGACAGUAGUGCAGAUGAGGCAUGUGCCAGUAAUGAGGGGGCUGAAGACACUGCCAGCUUCUCCAGGCUUCACGAUUUAUUUGGUAAAGAAAUUCUGCGACUAAGAACACAGUGGGCUGAAAACACCUAUGAAAAGUAA